CGCCAACUCAAAAGAGAAAUAUAGAUGCAAGUCAAGAAAGUAGAAAUGACAACAAAGAUGAAAAUCAAGGAGGUAGAGUUAAUUGGUCGAAAGAAUUACUUUACAUACUCUGUGACCUUUGUAUUCAAUAUGUUGAAAAAGUAAGGGAAAAAAAGGUGGAGUUACCUCUCAAAGGUUGAUAUGAAAAAAGAUUGAAUUAGAGUUCAACAACCAAAGUAAGUUGGCAUGGGAUAAAAAUAAACUCAAAAAUAAGGUGUAUUGGAUGAUAAAUAGAUGGAGCUUAUGGAAACAAUUGAAAGAAAAAGAGACGGGACUAGGAUGGGAUCAUGUGAAAGCGACUAUAAGUGCUAACGAUGAAUGGUGGGCUAUGAAAGUUAAGGAAAAUUCCAAAUUUGAUUCAUUUCGAGAUGAAGGGAUUGAGCCCGAGCUUGAAAAUAGAAUGGAUCAAAUCUUUGGAUCUUAUGCCCAAGGAAAGUACAAGUUUAGUUCGGUAGCCGAUUCUCUACAUGAACAAGAAGUAUAUGUUCCUUCUCCACUUCAUAGGAAUGAUGAGCAUGUUUCUCUUGAUGACAUGAAUCUUAAUAAUGGUGAUGACAAUUACUAUGGGGGAGCAUCAUGGGAUGAUGUAUGGAGAGAGUCUAGUCCUACCCCUACUCCUACAUUUACUAAUAUCACUCAAGUGACACAUGUUGAUAGGGAUGACAUAAGAAGAGGUAAGAGGACUUUUGAGGGUGAUUUAUCACAAAGUAAUAGGAGUGCAAAGACUUCUACUAAAAAAGAAGAGGCUGCCACAAUCCAACAAAUGCUUGGUGACUUGAUGCAACAAAUUAAUGAGAGGAAUACUUCAACACAAGAAAUGAAUGCUUCAAUGAUGAACAUGAUGAAUAGAAACAUGAAUGUGAUAAAUUCAAUGAAUGCUAGUACAACAAAGUAUGGUGUUGAAGAUGCUUUGGCAAAAGUGUGUAGUUUGCCCGGUUUGGAGCCCAUGCCCCCGAGUUCUUCUUUGCUUGCACGAUGA
Messenger RNA from Ipomoea nil (Japanese morning glory), 1018 nucleotides. RefSeq lists its product as uncharacterized. The coding region runs from base 263 to 1018 and encodes 251 amino acids. The transcript is spliced from 2 exons. The record is from RefSeq and is a predicted model, not a curated record. Lineage: Eukaryota; Viridiplantae; Streptophyta; Magnoliopsida; Solanales; Convolvulaceae.